UUCAAUCUUCUUCGCCAGCGUCACGUUCCGUCGCGUUCUAUUGGCGACCGGUAUCGCAUGUCUGGCAUGGUUCAUCAUCAUCACGUUUGUUGUCAUAUUCCAGUGCACUCCGGUUGCAGCAUUCUGGAAAUUGUGGGUCGAUCGCAGCAUUGUCAUAAUGGUGCCAGGACUCUCCUUGCUUACGAAUUGACCAACCUUGUUGUGGAUAUAUUUAUACUGUGUUUGCCUAUUGGCAUGAUACGAAAGUCAGGACUGCCUUACGAUCGACAGUGUGCCGUUUCACUCAUAUUCCUGCUCGGCGGCUUCGUAUGCAUCACUAGCAUGGUUCGUCUGCGAUAUAUGUGGAUUCUACCUAGUCCAAAAACCGCUUUCGAUGUUGGAAACGUGAUGCUUUGGUCCACAAUUCAACUUGGUCUCGCCAUCAUCUGUGCCUGCCUACCAACCUUCGGUCCUCUGUUGAAAUAUCCGGGCUUCCUUGCGUCGAGAUUCAAGCACUCCUGCCGCUCUUUCGUAUCGAGCAAGUCUUCCUUGGACAGGUCGAAACGGUCAUCUCUACCAAGUGCGGGCUGUGAUUUGUCUCAAACUCAUGCGAGUCAUACCAACACCAAUACACAAGAAUGGAAGUAUGCCGGUAGCCAUUAUUUUGCUCCUGAUGAUGGAUUAUUCACCCUGCAUAAAAAGAAUAAUCACGAGUUUCGUAUCGGAGUUCUACCAUCCACCAGGUCGAGUAGCACUGAAUGA
Messenger RNA from Periconia digitata, 741 nucleotides. Lineage: Eukaryota; Fungi; Ascomycota; Dothideomycetes; Pleosporales; Periconiaceae. The record is from the annotation of a GenBank genome assembly.